Ostertagia ostertagi is the source of this 252-nucleotide messenger RNA. The record is from the annotation of a GenBank genome assembly. NCBI's taxonomy places the organism in Eukaryota, Metazoa, Nematoda, Chromadorea, Rhabditida, Trichostrongylidae.
AUGAUCCUUGCAGGUGAGCUGCUUCGGCUAGCAAAGGAGCGUCAUCUCGGCACGCCUACUCCAAGUACCACAAAAGCUCCAAGUCAGAGUAGGGUUGGAGUGUCUUCUACAAGAGAUAAAGGAACGAAGGAUGAUGAAGACAGUGUGGAUAUUACUGAACCAAGGUCGAUCACACCAGCAGAGGAGUGGUGGCGUGUGCGAUGCCUUCUCGAGUUCGUUGAGAUAUUCGAGAAACUCAUGUACUAUGUGUGA